Adineta ricciae is the source of this 453-nucleotide messenger RNA. NCBI's taxonomy places the organism in Eukaryota, Metazoa, Rotifera, Eurotatoria, Adinetida, Adinetidae. The record is from the annotation of a GenBank genome assembly.
AUGAAACGCAAUCGAUUUGUCUCGUCAUCCCGUCGAAAGGCUCGCAAGCGUUAUUUUACUGCACCAUCACAUAUUCGUCGUCGUUUUAUGAGCGCACCGCUAAACAAAGAAUUACGACGACGUUACAACGUUCGCAGUCUACCUAUUCGAAAAGAUGAUGAAGUCGCUAUCACACGUGGCCAUUUCAAAGGCCAACCAUCUGGCAAAAUCACUCAAGUUUACCGUAAGAAAUUCGUUGUGCAUAUCGAACGAAUCACGCGUGAAAAAGCCAAUGGUAAUACCGUUCAUAUUGGUAUUCAUCCAUCGAAGGUGCAAAUUACAAAAUUGAAAUUAGAUCGUGAUCGACGCCGAAUCUUAGACCGUCGCUCGAAAUCGAAAUUAGCUGCCAAAGGCAAACAUACUGAAGAAAGUAUUCAACAAACAUCAGGUGCACCGAUGGAAACAUCUUCGUAA